Molecule: messenger RNA, 1932 nt
Organism: Capsella rubella
Lineage: Eukaryota; Viridiplantae; Streptophyta; Magnoliopsida; Brassicales; Brassicaceae
Exons: 4
Coding region: 1-1932 (643 amino acids)
Source: RefSeq, a predicted model, not a curated record
AUGUCUCAGUUCGCGGGAAAUCAUGUCGGUGGAGACGAUCUGUUUGAUAGCGUUCCGGACGAGCUGCAAAGAGACGACUAUCGCCAAUUUGAACGUGGAUUUGCGGAUGAUUACGGUGGGACUCACGCCGCCUGGCUUGGCUUCAGUGGUUCCGAAGAGACUCUCGGAGAUUUGACGGAGGAGGACGUGCGCAAUCUUGAUGGAUUGCUUCCGUCGUGCAGCAAUGGGGGUAUGAUAGUUCCCGGGGAGCCAAGUACUCGCCGUGGGAAGGUGCUCGAAGAUGUUGUCGGUUCGAGUUCGAGAAAUCUUCAUCGGUCUAUAGUUUCGGGUUUAAGGGCUUCUAGUGCGAUCCCCGAAGAUGGGAGAGUUGAGCCCACGUUGGAUGAUGGGAUGGCCAAUGUUCUCGAUCGUCGAGACAAGGGAAAAUCUCUUAGCACAGAAAAAUCCGUGUUUGACAUGUUUGAGGCGUGCGGGAUAGAACCGGGAAUUGAGAUUCUGAUCCCGAAAUCGCGUCGUCGCCCAUGGGAUGCUCCGGAGGGGUAUAUUUGUCUUUACGAAGAUUUCUUUUCGGAUUGCGGUCUUUGGUUUCCACUCCCGCAGUUUCUCGCUAGUUACUGUGCUCGUCGGGAGAUAGCAUUUUCUCAACUCACCGUGGCUUCUAUUCGGAACGCGGUGGGUCUCGCAAUCCUUGCCGCCGCGGCAGGUGUUGUCGUGGACUUAGAUCUUUUUGAAGAGUUUACCAAGUACCUGUUUGGAAAGGAGAAUCCGGGCAUGUGCUGCGCUAGUUCGAGGCCGGGUUUCAGAAUUGUCGAUGGUGCUGCAAGCAAAGUUCGCAGGUGGCGCAAGUAUUACUUUUUUGUGAAAGUAACCGAGCUUUCCGUCGAAGAUCUCAGCUUGCCAUAUGCUAGAACGUGGAACCUAGAUCGCGGAAAGUUUGGGCCGACGGCAGAGGACACCGAAGACUUUCGAGCGAGAGUUGCAGCGGUGAAGGCGAGAAGGACCUUGUGGUGGCCGGAUAUACUUAAUCAUUUCAACACUUGUUCUCGGUUUUGUCUUAGGAUGGGUGAUUGCGAGAUUCCUGAUUAUGCCGAUCAAUUCGACGGAGACGGCACGCAGGUCGACGAGCCGCAGAUCGAGCUUGGCCCUAUGAUGUUACCCAACGCUUCAUUUCAGUGCGGUUUUGGGAAUGACGCUCCGGUUGGUGACGUGGACGUGGCGGUGGAGACCACGGAUGCUGCUGCGCCUGCUGACGAUCGUGACGCCUUGCGCCGGGCUAGAUCUGAGGAAGUGAAGGCUGCACGCGACGGGAAGAAGGUUUCGAGAUCCGCAAGUGGUAGUGCUCCGCCAUCGUCCGGUCGAGGAGAUACGUCUCGGAAGAGGAGCUCGCGUGGAAGUCCUAUCGGAGGUUCGAGUGUUCGCCGGGAGGCUAGGCGCGAGGAGCCCAUUCGUGAGAUCGCCGAAGGAGUCGACCAUUCAUUCUCCUUCAACUAUGGUCGGAGGGAUCGGAUGUUUUUCACUCAUGGAGCUGCAUGUGCUGAUCUUGCUAGCAAGGCGAUGAGUCAGACCAACCGUUUGGUUGGUUUCUACGAUGAGCAGUGUCGUGCCGCGGCGAGAGACUCUGACUCGGCGAAGGCUGCUGCUGAGGCUUCGGAUCGUUCUGCACAGAGCCACUUGAGGAACUACAAUUCGGAGAAGAGUAGGUGCGCUGAUCUUACGAGGCAGCUUAAGGAUAAGAAGAAGCAGUAUCUUUCCGAGACCGAUAGGCUGAGGAGGGCCCGUGAUGAGAGUGCCGCGGCCGAGCGUCAUAGGGUUGCUGGAGAGAUUCACGAGUACCGUACCCGUAUCGAUAGGAUGGGGAGACACAUCGUGGGACUUCGUGAGAAGAAGAAGCCUCUGUUGAUGCUUAGUCAGGUUUCGGGCAUGGAGAAGUGA